Olea europaea var. sylvestris is the source of this 2054-nucleotide messenger RNA. RefSeq names its product probable WRKY transcription factor 14. Lineage: Eukaryota; Viridiplantae; Streptophyta; Magnoliopsida; Lamiales; Oleaceae. The transcript is spliced from 3 exons. The coding region runs from base 230 to 1621 and encodes 463 amino acids. Gene Ontology annotation, biological process: regulation of DNA-templated transcription. Gene Ontology annotation, molecular function: DNA-binding transcription factor activity; transcription cis-regulatory region binding. Gene Ontology annotation, cellular component: nucleus. The record is from RefSeq and is a predicted model, not a curated record.
AGAAGAUCAGUUUUAUAUCAAAAGUCAGCGACUCUCUCUCUCUCUCUCUCUCUCUAACUUUGCCUGUUCCAAUUCUUAGAACAAAGUUUUAAUCUUGAAAUAAAUUCUUCUUUGCUCCUUGUGCAUAACCCAAUCAAGAAAUACUUUAGAACUUUAUGUUUUUCAAGUCUGGGAGGCGUAAAAUAAUCCAAACCGAAGAGGCUAACAAGACUGUGUUGUAUUAAGUAUCAUGUGCAGUCAUUUCUUGGAGAGAAUGAAUAAUUAUCAAGGUGAUCUAGAUGAUAUAAUCCGAGCUGGCGGUGGUGGCAUGGGGAGCAACACCUCUACUUCAGUUCCGACGCUUCCGGCUGACUGGAAACUUCCCAGCAAUCCCUUUAAUUUUUCUUCAGGAAUCGAAGAGUUAUCGGAUUAUUUUGGGAAUCCAUUUUCUAGUAUGAGAGAUCCAUUCCUUCAUGAUACAGAUACAACUGCAUCAGGGUUCUUCAACAACUCAAAUUAUUCUAUAGAUACUGGCAAGCGAGGGACUGGUGGUGCUGGUGCUGGAGGUGGAGGAGGAGAUGGUGGUGGCGAUAGUAUUCUUGGUAAUAAAAUUGUUGAUGAUGAGAUGAAAACUGGACCUCCCAAUAUCUUCUCAAGGAUGCUUCAGAUCUCUCCGAAUGAAAAGUCGCUGGUAUUCCAUCGCAAUUCUUCGGCGGUGUCUACCGCCUCUCAUGGAGGAUUGAAGGCCACCGCAAUUUCUGGUUCAGUAUCUAACGAUCACAUGAUUUCUCCAAAUGGCUCCAAAAGUUGCUUGGUGGAAAGCCCUGGUGUUCAGAUCUCGCCUCCGCCAAACACGGCUAUUAAACGAAGGAAGAGUCAGGCAAAGAAAGUAGUUUGUAUACCAGCUCCUGCGCCAGCGAACAACCGGCCUGGUGGUGGAGGAGAAGUUGUUCCGUCUGAUCUUUGGGCAUGGAGAAAAUAUGGACAAAAACCUAUCAAAGGUUCUCCUUAUCCAAGGGGUUACUACAGAUGUAGUAGCUCAAAGGGUUGUUCAGCAAGAAAGCAAGUCGAACGGAGUCGGACUGACCCGAAUAUGCUGGUAAUCACCUACACUUCCGAGCACAAUCAUCCAUGGCCGACUCAGAGAAAUGCACUUGCAGGCUCCACAAGAUCACAGCCAUCCAAGAACAAUAUCCCAGCUUCAAAAACUCGACCAAAUUCUGAGUCCCAACGGGCUAAAAGCCCAAACGAUGAAGAAACCGGAAAGCAUUCAGAAAACGUAAUUUCAUCACCAGUGGAUAUAAAAAAGGAAGAUCUUGAUAACCAUUUUGAGAUAGAUGAUGCAGAACUAUAUGAAGGGUUUCCUUCACAGAGUUAUAGACCAGCAUUGCUGGGUUCAAACCAGUCUGAAGAUCUAUUUGCAGAUUUGGGGGAAAUAGAGGUUGAUCCUUCGGAUCUUUUAUUCAUGGAUGGAUUUUCAGGUGAUGAAUUAGGGAGAGAAAACAAGGCACUGGAUCCGUUCAGUUUCUAUGACUGGCCAAGAAACAACAAUAAUAGCAACUGCAUCACAACAUCAUAUGAAGAACCUAAGAGCCUAAGAGGGAUUCAUGACGACGACAUCCUUAAACAACAGUUUGAUUAGCUGCAGUUUCAUUCAAUCUUUUCUAGUUAUUUUUACCAGAAAAAUUAGGAGAUCAGGUAAAUCAAGAAUGUGAAAGAGUGCUGGGUGACUGGGGACAGACCACACGACUCAUUUGUUUUGGAAUAUUAGUGGAUUGGACAGAAAGCUGAGGAACAGAAGGUUUCAACAGUUAAAAAAGGUACAUCUUUCAGACAUGACUGGAAAGCUCAAUGAGGGAUUGAUGUUGAUAAAGACUCCCAUCUUUCCAGUGGGAAAAAUUAUUCGAGCAUGACACUUUAAUCAUGCGAGUUUACCAAAAAGAAACCAUGAUUUGCAUGUUGUAUUAAUACCUUCAAAAUUCAGAGAAAAGAUUGUUAAAAUACUGGUAGAUUGAUGUUUCUUUCAUGACAAGGCAAUACAUAUAUGCAACUCCAACAUAAGCUUUCCAAAGAUA